AUGGCUGACAAACCAAAUAUGGCUGAAAUUGAGACAUUUGAUAAGUCUAAGUCGGAGAAGACAGAAAUGCAAGAUAAAAACCCACUGCCUUCAAAAGAAACAAUUGAACAGGAGAAGCAAGCGGGUGAAUCGUAAUGAAAUCAGCCCUUCCAAAUGAUGUACUGUACAUUCCACAAGCAUUGCCUUCUUAUUUUACUUCUUUUAGCUGUUUU
This is a messenger RNA of Eublepharis macularius, 212 nucleotides long. RefSeq names its product thymosin beta-4-like. The coding region runs from base 1 to 135 and encodes 44 amino acids. The record is from RefSeq and is a predicted model, not a curated record. Gene Ontology annotation, molecular function: actin monomer binding. Gene Ontology annotation, biological process: actin filament organization; regulation of cell migration. Gene Ontology annotation, cellular component: cytoplasm. The transcript has a single exon. NCBI's taxonomy places the organism in Eukaryota, Metazoa, Chordata, Lepidosauria, Squamata, Eublepharidae.